GCAAUAAACAGAACUGAUAAUAGGAAUUAUUUGGAGUUAUCCAGAUCUACAGUGUAUAAAAAAGUGAUAUUAGCUGUAUUAUCACUGAAUUAUCUUACUAUUACAAUAGUUAACUACUUCCUUAUCACUGUGGAUUACGCUUCCUUCCUAUCAUUACACACAACACAGGAAUUCAGAACAAACAAACAAAUAAAAGAAAUAUGCUUACCAUCUCUUCUCAUGAGUUAUCAACUACUGGCACUUCGCCGACAGAGUAUUUCACUGAUUUGAACAGACUAAUCAAGAAAUCUGAGAACACUUCACCAUGCUCAACAUUUUCUACACCUCCUCCCCCUUCACAUAUGUUCAAUUCAAUUACAUCAACUUCUUUACUUCAAUUACAAACUUAUUCCGAUCAAUAUAACAAUCUUCAGAGUAAUCAUCAAAUGACUUUCAGUGAAGGUCAAACUAAUUGUAAUCCAGAAGAAAAGUUAACAAGUAAUCAGUUCACAUCAAGCAUCAUAAUCAAACCAAAUGAUCAUAGAAAUGCUAAAAUUAAAACUCAAUGUGAUUCCACAGACAUUAAUUGUCAUGAUUAUAAUACCUAUAAUAUUUUCCCUAAUGAUCUGUUAAAUUCUGAGAGUAGAUUAAACUGUCUGAAUUCUGUAUCGAAUUAUUUAACUGGUGUUUAUCGACCUACUUGUCCACCAUAUUCAGUUUACAGCGGAUAUGCAGAUAAUACACAUGAAAAGUUGAAUCAUACAGCAGUCAAAUCUGAAACAGAUGAUUCAAGAAACAAUUUUUCACCCAACAAAACAGAAUGUAAAAGAACCCUACAAGCUAAUUCAUCCACAUUAAAUUCUGAAGUUUUCGAUAAAAUAUUACAUUCACCAAUAACAGGCAUUAGUGGAGAAUAUGAUGUUGGUGGUGAUGAAAAUACAGGGAAUUCCUCACACCGUUCAAUAACAUCUAAUUAUUCUCUGCAAGAAAAUGUUAAUAAUAAUAUGACACCAGGAAGAACAAUCUAUUUGAAUUCAGCAUUAAAUCGACAUGACUACGAAAUGAAUAUGAUGCCGUAUACAUCUGCCAACACAAAUGUGAAUACGACAGAAUCAUCCUUAGACCGAUUCGGUCCAAAAACCAGACAAGAAUGCGUGAAAUGUGGUCGACAAAUUUAUUCCAAUGGACAUCCAGAUGGUACUGGUCAUUUUUUCUGUCAUCCUUGUGGUCAACGGUUGCAUGAACAAGAGGAGAAAGAAAAUGAUCAAGAUUUAGACGGUGGUGGUGGUGAUGAUGACGAAGACGAUGGUGAAGAUGAAAAGUCGAGUGAAGACACAGGAGAUCCAGAUAUGUCAUUUCCAAACAAUUGGUUAUCUACAUCAAGACCUACAAAUUAUGAUAAUGGUGUAAACAUUAAGUCUGAUGUUACUAAACUAGAAGACAUUAAAACACCAGGAAUUCGAGAUAAUUGUGAUACAAAAAUGAAUCAAUUGAUUAGUCAAUAUGACAGAAAUAAUGAACUUAUUUCAAAUAUAUCAGAACCUAAUGAUUUAUCAAGUGAAUUUUCAAAGAAUUUUAUCAAAGAUUCAUUACUUUUAUCGAAUUCACAAUUUCCUUAUUCACCAAUGUCAUGUAGACGUGCAUUUCGUAAUGGAAUUGUAAAAAAUCUUCCUAAUCGUAAACCACAAACUAAUCGAAGAAUUGGUCUGGUUUGUUCAAAUUGUGAGACUACUCAAACCACUUUAUGGAGACGUAAUCUUGAUGGACAACCAGUUUGCAAUGCAUGUGGACUAUAUCAAAAAUUACAUGGUAGAACUCGACCAACAUCAAUGCGAAAGGAUGCCAUACAGACAAGAAAGAGAAAAUCGAAAAAACGAAAGGAUUACAGUCUGACAGUUGCUGUCGCUGCAGCUGCUGCCGCCGCCGCCGCAGCAGCCGCGGCCUCUGUAUCAUCAGCACCUUCAACUCCAGUGGCAUGUGCACUAUCGAAUGCCUUUUACCGAACACCAUGUUCAACAAGUGAAUUAUAUCAUACAAAUAAAAGUUCUAUUUUCACUCCCAAUUUGUUUAAUUCCAAUUCAUCAACUGAUUCACAUCCGUUAUCAGUCCCUGGUUCAUUCUCAAAAUUUCUACCAGAACAAUCUUUUCCGUUACGUGAUAAAAUUUCCGACGGUUCAGCUUUUCCAUCGUCAGCAUCAUCUCAAUCGUUCACCAAAUCAUUCAAUCAUUAUGAGUUGAAUAAUAACAAUAAUAACGAAAAUCUACGCCAAAAGAAAUUCACAUACCCCGAAGGUUUACCGAAUUCACUGAAUACAAGUUACAAUCAUUAUCAAGAUUAUGAGAAACCAAUGUUAUCAAAUUACCAGAAUUAUCAAGCUGAAUUAAGUUAUCAUUUACAAAAGCAUUUUUCACUUCAACAAAAUCCCUUGAACAUUUAUCAGAAUAUUCCAAAUUUAUUACAGACAGACAUUUAUGGAUCAUCAUAUAAUGAUAAUAAAUCUAUGUCUUUACCUUUCAAUUAUCAGAGGUUUCAUAGACAAGCGCCUAAUAUAUCAAUUUCAACAGGUUCGCCAUCAUUAUCAAAUGCUCAGCGUAAUGAUUACAAUGAUUAUCAGCAACAUGAACCACGUGAUCAGUAUUCAUCAUGUCAUGGACCAAAUAUAGGAGGAGCACACAAUAAUAUGUCACUGAAUCCCUCUGAUGUAAACAGAAGGUAUUUUCAAACAGUAAAUGACUAUCACUCUAAUCCAUUGAUAACAUCUUUAGACAAUAAUAAUAGCCAAGAGACAUGUUCUAUACCCUCACCCUAUGAACAGCAACAGUUACAAGAUAGACAACCACAACAACCUCAACAGCAACACUUCUUAGAUCCUUCAGAAAGAAAUCCGAAGAUAUUCUCAACAUCUCCGACACAAAUCAUGCAUAACAAAAUGAUUUGGAGUGCACCAUAUUCAUCAUCGUCUUCAUCGACAUCCUCCACACCAUUAUUAUUACCAUCAUCCAGUAAUGAUAUUCAACACAAUUUACAUUCGAAUAAAAACUUUCCACUACUGGAUCAACGACAACCACAACAGCACCAUCAAAAUUAUGGAUCAAAUCUAAGUGAGAAACAGAUAUUUGCAUCAAAUUUUGAAUUGCUGGAAAAGAAUUCUUUGCUAUCAAGCUAUAAGUCCGGGAUGAAUGAAAAUCAAAAUUCUCAAGAGAAUCCUAUACAUUUUUGUUGUGAUAAUUAAAAAUAAGAGGAACAAAAAAAGUUUCGGAUGUCUGUAAAAAAGAAAACUGAUCCAGUGUUUUUUGGGCGAAAAGUGAAUAUAUAAACAAACAUGAGCAUACAAUUAUUAGAGUAAAAUAAGGCCCUGAAACUGCACACCGUGAACAAAUUUAUCAAUUGCCCAUGUUGCUACUCAUUUAUUAAUUAAGUAAUAUAUUCAAAUUGAAAGUAUACAGUCUAAGAAUAUGAAACAGCAUUUUAGAUGACUGAUGCUUACAGUAAUUGUACAUAUACACUAUCGCAUAAAUAUAGACAAAUACAUAUAUAUUUGGUCAUGACUUCUGCACAUGCCCUCCAAGUGUCAAGUCUUUUUGAAUUCUUGUAAUUUCUUCUUCAAGCCAGAAUAUUUGUUACUGUCAAUUGUAGUUACAUAUACAUAUAUCGAU
Messenger RNA from Trichobilharzia regenti, 3636 nucleotides. The record is from the annotation of a GenBank genome assembly. NCBI's taxonomy places the organism in Eukaryota, Metazoa, Platyhelminthes, Trematoda, Strigeidida, Schistosomatidae.